AUGUCCGUGACGGGACAUUCAGAUGUCGACAUGGAGUCGGCAUCUGCCUUCUCACCUUCUGAGCCCUCCAUAGAUGGUGUAUUCGUGUCAAAGCAUAAUCAGAGCGCAGAAAUCUAUCAGAUCUUCAAAGAAGACGUAGAUGCGCUACUUUCUGGCAGAACUCCACAACUUGAACAGCCAUCGCUGAUACAGGUCAUUGUUAAUUUCAAGUUAAUCAGCUUGGUGCCAAAGCGUACAGUUAUUUACAAAGAGACCUCAUUGUUGUAA
This is a messenger RNA of Cylicostephanus goldi, 267 nucleotides long. Lineage: Eukaryota; Metazoa; Nematoda; Chromadorea; Rhabditida; Strongylidae. The record is from the annotation of a GenBank genome assembly.